AUGAUACAAUCAGACAAAGGAGCAGAUCCACCAGACAAGGACGUGAAGCUUUCUACCACCACCAACCCAGAGAGUGGCCUCUCCCAAAUCCUGAGGCUUGUGCUGCAAGAGUUGAGUCUGUUCUACAGCCGAGAUGUGAACGGAGUGUGUCUCUUAUAUGAUCUCCUCCAUUCCCCGUGGCUGCAGGCUCUGCUAAAGGUUUAUGACUGCCUCCAGGAAUUUAAAGAAAAGAAGCUAGUUCCUGCCACCCCCCAUGCACAGGCAUUAUCCUCUGAGGCCUUGCUCAGUGCCCAUGACACAGUAGCUCAGAAAGAUUUUGAGCCCCUACUUCCUCCACUGCCAGACAACAUCCCUGAGAGCGAGGAAGCCAUGAGGAUUGUUUGUUUGGUGAAAAACCAACAGCCCCUGGGAGCCACCAUCAAGCGCCACGAGAUGACAGGGGACAUCCUAGUGGCCAGGGUCAUCCAUGGUGGGCUGGCCGAGAAGAGUGGGUUGCUGUAUGCUGGAGACAAACUAGUGGAAGUGAAUGGAGUUUCAGUGGAGGGGCUGGACCCUGAACAAGUGAUCCAUAUUCUGGCCAUGUCUCGAGACACAAUCAUGUUCAAGGUGGUUCCAGUUUCUGACCCUCCUGUGAAUAACCAGAAGACGGUGUACGUUCGUGCCAUGACUGAGUACUGGCCCCAGGAGGAUCCCAACAUCCCCUGCAUGGACGCUGGAUUGCCUUUCCAGAAGGGGGACAUCCUCCAGAUUGUGGACCAGAAUGAUGCCCUCUGGUGGCAGGCCCGGAAAAUCUCAGAUCUUGCUACCUGUGCUGGGUUAAUACCUUCUAAACAACUUCUAAAGAGGAAACAAAGGGAAUUCUGGUGGUCUCAGCCAUACCAGCCUCAUACCUGCCUCAAAUCAACCAAAUUCAUCUCUAUGGAAGAAGAAGAUGACAUGAAGAUUGAUGAGAAAUGUGUGGAAGCAGAUGAAGAAAUAUUUGAAUCUGAGGAACUUUCAGAAGACAAGGACGAAUUUGUUGGCUAUGGUCAGAAGUUCUUUAUUGCUGGUUUCCGUCGCAGCAUGCGCCUUUGUCGCAGGAAGUCUCACCUCGGCCAGCAGCGGGCCAGCGUGUGCUGCACCGGCAGCUGCUACAGUGCGGUGGGUGCCCCUUACGAGGAGGUGGUGCGGUACCAGCGACGCCCUGCAGACAAGCAUCGCCUCAUAGUGCUCAUGGGACCUUCUGGUGUUGGAGUCAAUGAACUGAGAAGACAACUUAUUGAAUUUAAUCCCAGCCGUUUUCAAAGUGCUGUGCCACAGUUCUUAUUUUCUUUGUUCCACUCCUGCAGGAUGCUGGAGUAUGGUGAGUACAAAGGCCACCUGUAUGGCACUAGUGUGGAUGCUGUUCAGGCAGUCCUUGAUGAAGGAAAGAUCUGUGUUAUGGACUUGGAGCCUCAGGAUAUUCAGGUGGCUCGAACUCAAGAGCUGAAGCCCUAUGUCAUAUUUAUAAAGCCAUCUAGCCUGAGUUAUAUGAAACAAUCUCGGAAAAAUGCCAAGAUUAUUACUGACUACUUUGUGGACAUGAAGUUCAAGGAUGAAGACCUACAAGAGAUGGAGGAUUUAGCCCAGAAAAUGGAGACUCAGUUUGGCCAAUUUUUUGAUCAUGUGAUUGUCAAUGACAACUUGCAAGAUGCAUGUGCCCAAUUGUUGGCUGCCAUUCAGAAGGCUCAGGAAGAGCCUCAGUGGGUACCAGCAACAUGGAUUUCCUCUGGUGCUGAGUCUUAA
Otolemur garnettii (small-eared galago) is the source of this 1764-nucleotide messenger RNA. It is a transcript of the gene MPP4, whose product is annotated as membrane palmitoylated protein 4. Gene Ontology annotation, molecular function: protein binding. The coding region runs from base 1 to 1764 and encodes 587 amino acids. The record is from RefSeq and is a predicted model, not a curated record. The transcript has 19 exons. NCBI's taxonomy places the organism in Eukaryota, Metazoa, Chordata, Mammalia, Primates, Galagidae. Gene Ontology annotation, cellular component: plasma membrane; adherens junction.